Gongylonema pulchrum is the source of this 492-nucleotide messenger RNA. The record is from the annotation of a GenBank genome assembly. Lineage: Eukaryota; Metazoa; Nematoda; Chromadorea; Rhabditida; Gongylonematidae.
AUUCGCGAUGAACGUGUGAAAUUACGAGUGGCGCACAUGAUGCUUACUGUUAUUAUUGUUUUUGCAUUGUGCUGGCUACCCUUAUACGGAAUAUACUGUUAUUUCUUUUUAACGAAGGAUCACAGUUCGGCAACAUUUCAAUUCGCAUCGCAUGUGUUGCGACCAAUUUUCCAGUGGUUGUCGUUGCUAUCGUCAUCGCUGAAUCCACUAAUCUACAUUGCCUAUAGCCAAAAGUACAGACGCGCGUUCCGUCAGUUGCUGGUGCUACCAUGUCAUCGACGCUAUGAGCGGAUACGAAGUGUUACACGCACUACGCUGAGGCUUCGGCUGAAACCUCACACUGCAGAUGGUACAAUGCGUCAAGGCCGAUACAACGGGAGUACGAAAUCAGCCUGUGAUAUAACCUUAUCACCAAUUACCAUACUGUCAUCUUUGGACACGCCAUGCUCUCGUUUACAGAGAUCUCGCACUCAAACGAUGUCUUCGUUUUGA